Paramecium primaurelia is the source of this 2479-nucleotide messenger RNA. Lineage: Eukaryota; Ciliophora; Oligohymenophorea; Peniculida; Parameciidae. The record is from the annotation of a GenBank genome assembly.
AUGAAAUAAACAGAAUUAAAUACAAAACAAAACAAUGAAUUUAAAUCAUUAAUGGUAUUAUAUAUAUCUAUAUAUCUUUAAGAGAUUAUUAGAAGCUAAAGAUUAUAAAAAAGGAUUGAAACAUUCAGAAAAAUUAUUAGAAUAAGUACCAGAUAAUUAGGAAGUUGUUUCACUUAAAGCAAUUUUCAUGUAUUACAAUGAAGAGCGUGAAGCAGGUCUUGCCUUAGCAUAUUAGGCUGUUCUUAAGAAUUUAGCAUCUGAUUUUUGUUGGCACAUAUAUGGUUUAAUCUAAAAAGCUGAAAAGAAUUAUAUUUAAGCAGUCAAAUGUUUUAUAUAAGCAAUCAAUAAAGGAGAAGAAAAUCUUUAAUUAAUAAGAGAUACUGCUAAUCUAUCUAUUCAUAUUAGAGAUUUUGAAGGAAAUAGUUGGCUAAGACAAAAACUAUUAAAUAGUAAACCAGGUAUGGUAGUCAAUUGGAUUGCAUUUAUUUUUAGUCAACAUUUAGUAUCCAAUUAUGCAAGUGCUUUUAAUGCUAUCAAAUUGACUGAAGAUGUAAUUAAAAAGGAUACGUAAAAUCCUAUCAAAAAAGUUGAAAUCAAUGAAUUUAAAUUAUAUUAAAUCUAAUUAGCUAUUGAAGCUAAAGACUUUCAAAGAGCUAAACAAUAUUUACAUGAUUUUAAAAAGUAAUUUCAUUAUAUUAAUAAUUUUAGUGAUAUUACUGAUUUAGUUUCAUUUUAUGAACUUGAAUAUGAUUUCUAUAUUAAAAUUGGAGAUAAUGUAAAUGCAAUUCAAUCAGUUAAAUAAUUGCUUGAAUUAUAACCUUAAAAUUGGAAAUACUAUUAAAUGUUAUAAAAGGCAGAUCCCUAAGUAGAUUUAUCAAUCUAUGAUAAUACUCUAGUAAAAGGAAGAUUACUUGCAUAAAAAGAAAAAGAAUCAUUUUAAAAUAGUUUCCUUUAAUUUAUUGAUCCAUUUUUUUAGAAAUCUUUACCUUCUUUAUUCAGAGAAAUUAAACAUCUAUACACUGAUCCUAACAAGAUUGAAAUUAUGAAAACAUCCUUUGAAACUUAUCUUAAUAAAAGUCCAAUUGAAUAACUUUGGGCUAUGAUGUUGUUAUCAUAACAUUUCUAUUAAAUUAAAGAUUACAAUAAAUCUCUUGAAUUUAUUAAUCAAGCUAUAGAACAUACUACUACAUUACCUGAGUUAUACUUGAUUAAAGCAAAAGUUCUUAAAAAAUUACAAUAAUUUAAAGAAGCUUAUGAAUAGGCUGAUAGAGCAAGAUAACUAGAUUUAGCAGAUAGAUAUUUAAAUAAUUAGACAAUUAAAUAUGCUUUACAAGCAAAUAUGAUAGUUUUAUCAUAAGAUUUAUUAAGUCUCUUUUUAAAAGAUGGAUCAGAUCCAUAUGAAUUAUAAAUGAUUUGGUUUGAACUCAAUAUUGGAAGAACAUUAUUAAGAUUGAAUUAUCUUGGUCCUGCUUUAUAGUAAUUUAAUUUAAUAUUUAAACAGUUUUAAGAAAUGUGUGAUGAUUAAUUAGAUUUUUAUCAAUAUUCAAUAAGAAGAUAUACAUUAAGAUCUUUAUUAUAAAUGAUAGAUGCUAUAGAUAAGAGAUAUGAUACUAAAUAUUUUAUUUAAUCUGCAGGAUUGAUGAUUGAAGGUUUAGAAAGACUUAAAUUAAAAGUUUAAGAAUAGAAAAAAUUAGAGUAAAAGAAAUUAACACCAAAAGAGAAAAAAAUGUUAGCAAAGUAGCUAUAAAAAGAGUAAGAAGAAAAAACCAUAAGAGAAUAGUUUUCAAUAGAAGGACAUAUUUUUAAUAGAGAAAUAUAAAGAAAAUUUGAUCUAUCAGGAGAAUAACUUUUAAAUCAAUUAAAAACAUCAGAAGACAUUAUUAAAAUGUAAAAUAGAUUUGCUUAAGUCUUAAUUCAUACUAAUUUAAAUAACAAGGAAGUUAAUUUUUAAGCAUUUAAAUAAAUAGUUUGUUUAUACAUAAAUUAAUAAAGACCUUUAUUAUGUGCUAAAUUAUUAAACAAAUUGAGAAACAAUGAAACUGAAUAGAAUCGUAUUGUAAAUCACAAAUAUUAAUUAUUGUUAAUAUAGUUUUGUAAGACUAUUAAAUAAUAAAUUUAGUAAAUAAAUAUUAAGGAACACUAUUACCAUACAUUAAAGAAUAUUAGACAGACUUGAUACAAUUUGAUACAUAAUUUUGGAAUAAUAUUUAAAUAAAGACAUAAUUAGAUUAAACAAUAAGUAAAUUAAAUUUAUUAUUAAUAGAGUUACAUUGUGAAAGAAUUAUUCAAGAAAAACCAUUUGAAGAGAAUCUUGAAUCAGAAGAUUUACAAUUCUUGUAAGAAUAUCCAUAAGCAAAGGUAAAUAUAUUCUAUUUAAAUAUAGACAACUCAUCCUUUUUAUAAGUAUGAUCCUAAUAUUGAGUGGCAAAACUAAUAAAUAAAAGAAUAUUAAGAAAAAUAAUAGACUCAACCUUUGUGA